AUGGAUCCUUUGUUAACCAAAAUUGAUAGUGAUUCUUCAUCAAAUGAUGAACACAAAAUCAGCAUUACAGUCAAUGAGGAUUCCUCAUCACGACCACAUGAGGCUGAGAAUGUUGAACGGUGUAACUGUAACCCAUGCACAGGAUCAAGUGUUUGGUCUAUUCUCGAGUUUCUUCUCAACUUGGUACAAGUUCUUGCAGCCAUAUUUGUCAUGACUCAAGCAAAAGAUGAACAUCCAGAAACAAUGUUUCUUGUAUGGAUCAUUGGUUACACAUGUGGUUGUGUUUUCAUUCUACUUAAUGAUCUUAUAGUCUGUGAUUUCUCAAGUGUCGACGAGGACGACAUGAGCACUUUGAAGAAGAUCCUUGUAUAUUUCUUGGUGGGUUGGUUUGUGCUACUAAUAUGGAUUUAUUCUAGCAGUGUAUCAUCUCUAUAUGAUCAUACUCAACAUUUCUGGUUAAGUAUGGGUUUUGUGGCUUUCACUUGCACAUAUGUAGGACGAGUCAAUGCAAUAUUUUCACUGGUCGCUAUAGAGAUUCUUGAUAAAUAUUCUUGA
This is a messenger RNA of Capsella rubella, 555 nucleotides long. RefSeq lists its product as uncharacterized. Lineage: Eukaryota; Viridiplantae; Streptophyta; Magnoliopsida; Brassicales; Brassicaceae. The record is from RefSeq and is a predicted model, not a curated record.